Molecule: messenger RNA, 1239 nt
Organism: Durio zibethinus
Lineage: Eukaryota; Viridiplantae; Streptophyta; Magnoliopsida; Malvales; Malvaceae
Product: peroxidase 19-like
Biological process (GO): response to oxidative stress; hydrogen peroxide catabolic process
Molecular function (GO): heme binding; peroxidase activity
Source: RefSeq, a predicted model, not a curated record
CUUGAACACUCUCUUUCCCUCUCUUGUACGAUUGGUUUCACGGGAGUUGAUUAUGAUCUUCUUUGAUUGCGGCAAUCUGUCCCAAUACAAACUUUUGCACCUUUUCUACACUUUUAUAUUCUGCACUACUAUUGCUCACUUUGUCCUAAGCUGCCCACUAUAGACUGUACAAUCAUGGCUGUCCUUUAUCCAUCUUCUUCUUCUUCCUCCUCCUCCUUUUCUUCCUCCUUUUUCACUUGCUUGCUUAUCAUUUUCUUUCUAACUAUAAGCUCUUCCAAUUGUGUAGCCAUCAAAUCCAAUGCCGCACUUCCCCCACACCAACUUUCUGUCAAUUACUAUGCAAAAUCUUGCCCUCAAGUUGAACAACUCAUCGGCUCCAUCACCUCUCAACAAUUCAAAGAAGCCCCUGUCUCUGCACCGGCCACCAUUCGUCUCUUCUUCCAUGACUGCUUUGUAGAAGGCUGUGAUGCGUCUAUCCUUCUAGAAACAAAGCCUGGAAGUAAGAUAUUAGCUGAGAAGGAUGCUGAGGACAACAAGAACCUGAGAACUGAAGGUUUUGAUACAAUAAUGAGAGCCAAGACUUUGGUCGAGAGCAAAUGCCCUGGCGUUGUUUCUUGUGCUGAUAUUCUAGCAAUUGCAGCCAGAGAUUUUGUCCAUUUGACAGGGGGACCUUAUUACCAAGUGAAGAAAGGAAGGUGGGAUGGGAAAAUAUCAAUGGCAACCAGGGUCCCCAACAACCUCCCACGUGCAAAUUCAACCGUCGAUCGAAUGAUCAAACUCUUCAUCUCAAAAGGGUUGACUGUCCAAGACCUGGUUGUACUCUCAGGUGCCCACACUAUCGGCUUUGCCCACUGCGAGCACUUUGUGGGCCGACUUUAUGAUUAUAAGGGCACUAAGCAGCCUGACCCCUCCAUUGAUCCAAGACUCCUAAAGGCCCUAAAAAUGUCUUGUCCACAUAUUGGUGGCAAUGCUGACAUUGUCGCUCCAUUUGAUGUUACCACCCCUUUCUUAUUCGACCAUGCUUAUUAUGCAAAUUUGGAGGGCAAAUUGGGCUUGUUAGCAUCAGACCAAGGUCUAUUUUUGGACCCAAGUACCAAGCCUCUGGUCCAAUCUCUUGGUCAGGACAAGGCAAAGUUCUUCCAGGCCUUCUCAGCCGCCAUGGUUAAAAUGGGCUCAAUUGGUGCCCAAAGGGGAAGAACACAUGGAGAGAAACGGAAAGAUUGUAGUAUGCGCAUCUGA